Messenger RNA from Thalassophryne amazonica, 2607 nucleotides. It is a transcript of the gene scarb1, whose product is annotated as scavenger receptor class B, member 1. Gene Ontology annotation, molecular function: lipid binding; scavenger receptor activity; low-density lipoprotein particle binding. Gene Ontology annotation, cellular component: caveola; cytoplasm. The record is from RefSeq and is a predicted model, not a curated record. Gene Ontology annotation, biological process: cholesterol import; recognition of apoptotic cell; plasma lipoprotein particle clearance. Bases 174 to 1703 code for a protein of 509 amino acids. The transcript has 14 exons. Lineage: Eukaryota; Metazoa; Chordata; Actinopteri; Batrachoidiformes; Batrachoididae.
CCGCGAACAUGGCAGCAGCUCGUGCAGUUAUUAUGAAGAAUCAAAGGUUGUUGCUCAGCAGACAGCGCUUUAAAAUCAUUGUUGAUACAUUUCCGUUUUUCCACCGCGGUUUGUCGUGAGACGGCGGCAGCUAGCUGCCAUUCCCCGGUUGUCCUCAGCUAGUUUUCGGCGGUAUGGCUUUUAAAUGCUCAUCGGCUGCCGGUUUGGUGGCAGCUUCGCUGACGCUGUGUGUCGGAAUCUGUCUGACGUUUGUGGGACCAAUAAUCAUUAAAGACCAAAUCAUAAAGAACACUGUUAUAGACCCCAGAAACGCUUUGACCUACACCAUGUGGAAGGACAUCCCCGUGCCCUUCUACAUGUCAGUCUAUUUCUUCAACGUUCUCAACCCAAAGGAGGUUCUGAAAGGAGAAAAGCCCAUGGUGGAGCAGAAAGGCCCAUAUGUGUACAGGAAAUCCAUUCAGAAAGACAACAUCACAUUUCAUCCAAAUGAUACAGUAUCAUACAGAGAAUACAGAAGAUACUUUUUCGAACCUUCCAUGUCGGCAGGAAAUGAGUCUGAUAUUGUUACAAUUCCAAAUCUGCUUGUGUUGGGUGCAGCGGUGAUGUUGGAAGACCUUCCCUAUCCAGUGCGUCUAAUGGUCAGUGCCACUUUUAAGACCUUCAAAGAGGGGCCUUUCCUGACCAAGACCAUAGGAGAGCUGAUGUGGGGUUAUGACAGCAAACUGGUAGAGUUCCUCAAUAAAUUCCUGCCAGGGAUGCUUCCCUCAACAGGAAAGUUUGGCCUUUUUGUUGAAUUCAACAACUCAAAUACGGGACUGUUCACGGUCUUCACUGGCAAAGACGACAUCAGGAAUGUCCAUAAAGUUGACUCCUGGGAGGGCCUGACAGAACUGAACUUCUGGAAAAGUCCUCAGUGCAACAUGAUCAAUGGAACAGCUGGCCAGAUGUGGCCCCCUUUUAUUACAAAGGAGACCACCUUAUCGUUCUACAGUCCAGACGCCUGCAGAUCUCUGGAGCUUGUUUACCAGCGACCUGGUGUUUUUAAAGGCAUCCCCUUAUAUCGAUAUGUUGCACCCAAGACUAUGUUUGCUAAUGGAACAGAUUACGCUCCCAAUGAAGGCUUCUGUCCGUGUAGACAGUCUGGCCUGCUUAAUGUCAGCAGUUGUCGCCACAAUUCUCCCGUCUUUCUUUCCAACCCUCACUUUUAUGAUGCUGAUCCUGUCCUGCUGGAGUAUGUGCAUGGUCUUCAUCCUAGCGAAGAAGAGCAUGGCCUCUUUAUCGACAUUCAUCCACAAACUGGCGUGCCUUUGAAUGUGUCAGUCCGUCUUCAGCUCAAUCUAUACAUGAAAAGGGUUUCAGGAAUUACAGAAACUGGAGAGAUUUCUGAAGUUGUGAUGCCCAUGAUCUGGUUUGAGGAAAGUGGGUAUAUCGAUGGCCCUGUUCUCAGUACGUUCCACACAAACCUGGUUGUUCUGCCUGCUGUGAUGGAGUAUAUGCAGUAUGGCUUUAUAGCUGCUGGCCUGGCAGCUAUCAUAGUAGCUGUUGUGUUCCACCGAAAAAUGAAGAGAUCUCACACAAACACACCAGUGGUUGACACAGUGCUAACGAACCCUGGGGCUACAGAUAAAGAGCUGAUAAAAGAUUCUCAUGGCUAUGAAACGCAGGGAAAUUUUAUCACAAAGAAUUCAGAGGAAGAGAUGUGAAGGACUAAAGGUGCAGGAUGGAAACACCAGCACUUCCACUGAAGAGAAAGUCCUGCUACUUGACGAUCACGUGGACUAAUGUGAACAUGCACUGGUGCGAUGCGUCUGUGAAAUAGUUAAACCACACUGACGACAUCAAAACUGACUUUAAAAAGUUUCACAAGGUGCUUGGUUCGAAAUGGAAUUGGAUGCCCUCUACAAAGUUCAACUGACAUUUUUUCUUAAUUUCAGUUUGUUUAACUGAUCCAAAGUCAUAUUUACACUAUUAAAUGUCUUUGUGUGUUAUUCCAAAAUAGUGGCAUCUUUUUUUCUCUGUGUGUGUGUGUGUGUGUGUGUGUGUGUGUGUGUGUGUGUGUGUGUGUGUGUGUGUGUGUGUGUGUGUGUGUGUGUGUGUGUGUGUGUGUGUGUGUGUGUGUGAGUGAGAGAAAAUCCAAAAACAAACCUCUGUGCACAUAUGGGUGUUGGACCAGAACUACUGCUGAAAUGUUUUAUGAAUGUAAUAAUACCUAAGUGAUUUUGUUUUUGUAAAUCUGUUUAAGUUCCAAGAGGACUGACUGUCAGGAUUCUUUGUGUAACAGUUGCCAGGUUAUUGUCUGUAAAGGGGAAACUUUUCUUUACUUCUCUUAAUCUCCAUGCCCCGUGUGUGAUGCAUACUAAUGAUUAUACGGUUGAUCAUAGGUUUUUGUUUAGUUUUUCAGUUGUUGCUGUUGACUCUUAAGAGAAUCUACACAUUUAGUCUAGUUUCACAGUUCUCUCUAAAGGUGUGAAUAUUUAAUGAGAUGUCAGUGAAUUUUGCAGUUUGCUGUGGUUAUUGUACAAAUUCUAAAGAUGGAAUCACUGAAUUUGCCAAAAUAUUCUGUCACGAGUAAAUACCAUAUUUCAUUUCUUUUUAUUUUUGUAAAAA